This is a messenger RNA of Symbiodinium sp. CCMP2456, 1515 nucleotides long. NCBI's taxonomy places the organism in Eukaryota, Dinophyceae, Suessiales, Symbiodiniaceae. The record is from the annotation of a GenBank genome assembly.
AUGCACGACUGCAAAAGGGCCCGCCGCGACACCGAAAGCUUGAGGACAUGGACCUCUGAAGGCCUCGAUUCCCAUAUCCACACGAAGCCCCAGCAGCAUUGUGCAGCCCAUGGCGCACAUUGUGGCGUUCAAAGCCCUAAGCCGCCGAUGGCUGUCCCUUCAGUCGAAGGCUUUGUCCGCUGGAACUUUGAGCGCAAGGCUGACCUUCUCGGUGACAUCUCUGCAAACGCUGCGCGAGGCAAGCCUUUGCGGCUUUUUUCCAUGUACACUGGCUGGGGCACGGCGGAAAUGGUGGCCAGCGCUGUGAGCCGUGUCUUCAAGUCGCUGAAGGGGACAGGGGAUGCGCUUCAGGUGGAAUUCGCGUGGAUGUGCGAAUCCAACCUGGACAAGUGCCGCUACCUGGCCGAGGCGUUCAAGGACGUGCAGCACAUCUUCACAGAUGCCAGUGAGGUGGCCAGCGGCUGUGCCUGGGAGUACCGAAGCGGUCGAAGACUCCUUGUUCCCAUGGAUCUCGAUGGUGGUUUCGUGGGGUAUCCGUGCGUCGACCUCUCCAGUCUCAACACGGGCCCCGGGCAAUUCAAAGAUUCAAGCACUGCCACCGGCAAGGGCUAUGCCAACAUGCUACAGGUGGUGGAUAAGUGCGGCAGGCUGGCCUUCCUUGGUGUGGAAAACAGUGGCAACAUGUGGCACAAGCGAAGAGAAGAUCACUUUGAGCGGCCCAUCGACAUUCAGGAUAUGGCCUUUCGAGAAAGAGGCUUUCUGGCCUCUUCGCAUCGGGUCUCCGCGCACGAGUUCGGGCCACCCCAGAGCCGAAAUCGUUCAUGGAGCUUGUACUUGCGGAAGACGUCUUCGCGGACGGGGCCCGGCGGCCUCGAGGCAGAAGUUGCCCUAUCGAACACUUUCCUCUCCUUCCGAUGCGAAGUGGUGCCCUUGGCCAACGUGCUGGCAGCCAAAGGCCCCAGGCGACUGCCAAGCGAGAAAGUGCAAAAGCCAAGGGGCGAAGGAGGCGCCAAGUGGAGUCGACAGUUUGCAGAAUUGGCGAAGAGGCUCGGGGAGGAGCAGCUGGAUUUCAAAGUCCGAGAAGUCUUGUCCAUGGAUCUGCCUCUGACCCUUCGUGAGAUCCAUGUGGUAGCCCUCGCAGCAUACGAACUCCAAGCUCGGAAUGUAGACGUGUGGAAGGAGCCGGUUGUGAUUCAAGUGGACCAGGGCUUCGGAAGAUCUUGGCAUCGGUCGGAUCACAGGAUCGCGCCUUGCGUGAUCCCGAAAGGCAAGUACAUCGUCACUGGCCAGACAUGGAGGCUCAUGGACAAGCAGGAGAAAUGCUUUCUACAGGGUGUCGGACCGGAGGAAAUAAAUGCCUACCGAAUGGAACAGCUGCUGACUGAAACGCAGUUGAAUGAUAUGGCGGGGAAUGCGUUCACCGCGCAGAUUUGUUUGGCAGCAUUCCUCUCUUUCUUAGUUUGCUGGAACCCGGGGGCGGUCCCGGACGCGGAGAUUGCUGAGCAGACGGCUUGA